AUCCUAAUAAAGAUGACGUGCAUGAUCUUUGAUGUGACCUCCAAUACAUUCUUCGGAUUCUACAAUGAUUGGCUCAGGAUUAGCCCACAAAGUACAAUUUUGAUAAGCAAAUGUUGGGCCCACAACCUACUCUUUCUCUCUCUCUCUCUCCCCAAGUAUUUAAGAGCAUGACAUUCCGACAUUCUCUGCACCUGAACAAGACAAAAAGCAAUAAACAACACCAAUGGCACGAACUCACGUGAUGCUGUCCUUCCUCGCCUGGCAGCUGAUCCUCCUCUCUGCCAAACCUUAUCUUAGUGACGCCGCUGGAGGGAGCUGGCAGCUCUUGCAAAAGAGCAUCGGCAUUACAGCCAUGCACAUGCAACUCCUCAACAACGAUCGCGUCAUCAUUUUCGACCGCACCGACUUCGGUAAUUCGAACCUGACCCUGCCCGGCGGUAAAUGCCGAACCGUCCCGAAAGACUGCACUGCUCACUCUGCCGAGUAUAGCGUCAUCACCAAUACCUUCCGAGCACUUUUCGUCCAAACAGACGUUUGGUGCUCCUCUGGGGCAGUCAUGCCCGAUGGCCGUCUGAUCCAAACCGGUGGAUUCAACACUAGUGGUGAACGUAGAGUCAGGACAUUCGUACCCUGCACCGGCUGUGACUGGACAGAGACACCCAACGGAUUAGCAGCUUCGCGAUGGUACGCCACUAAUCAUAUUCUUCCCGACGGACGGCAGAUUAUAAUCGGCGGGAGAAAACAGUUCAACUAUGAGUUUUAUCCUAAGAGCAGUGGUGCACCUAAUUUGUAUAGUUUGCCAUUUCUAUCGCAAACCAACGACCCAAACAUAGAGAACAAUCUGUACCCGUUUGUGUUUCUUAACGUUGACGGGAAUUUAUUCAUCUUCGCAAAUAAUCGAUCUAUUUUGCUCGAUUAUGCCGCCAACAAGGUCGUGAAGACGUACCCGGAAAUACCGGGCGGCGAUCCGAGGUGUUAUCCAAGCACUGGCUCGGCAGUGUUGCUUCCACUCAAGAAUCUGCAAGCCACGUCUGUAGAGGCUGAGGUUUUGGUUUGUGGUGGAGCACCAAAAGGGGCCUACACCGAAGCGAAAAAGGGUAACUUCGUGGAAGCUUUGAACACCUGCGCCAGGAUCAAAAUCACAGAUCCAAAUCCCCAGUGGGUCAUGGAGACCAUGCCUACGGCCAGAAUCAUGGGCGACAUGACUCUGCUUCCAAACGGAAACGUCUUGAUAAUCAACGGUGCAUCAGCGGGGGCGGCUGGAUGGGAAUUCGGUCGAAAUCCGGUCUUGAAUCCUGUCAUUUACCGACCUGAUAACAAGUUGGGUUCACGUUUCGAGCUACAAAACCUGAGCACGAUACCUCGGAUGUAUCAUUCGUCGGCCAUUUUGCUUCGGGAUGGUCGAGUACUCGUUGGUGGCAGCAACCCUCAUUCGGGUUACGUAUUCACCAACGUGCUUUACCCUACAGAACUUAGUUUAGAGGCAUUUUAUCCUCCUUAUUUGGAAGCACAAUUCUCAAAUUUGCGUCCACAAAUUGUAUCACCUCUUUCCCAGACCAAACUUGAUCCCGGUAGAAAGCUAGCGGUUCGCUUUUCAGUCGCCGGAGCUUUGGAUCAAAAUCAGGUCUCUGUAACGGUGGUGUCGCCGUCUUUUACCACGCACUCGUUCUCCAUGAAUCAAAGGUUGCUGGUACUUGGUGCGGAGACGGUGACAAGUCUUGGGAAUUCUACGUAUGAAGUCCAGGUUACUACACCGGCCGGCUCGGGCUAUCUUGCACCCUCAGGAUAUCAUCUUCUCUUUGUGGUUCAUCAAGAAAUUCCUAGCGAGGGAAUUUGGGUCCAACUACAGUGAAAAACAGUACUACUGAAUUGUUUUCUUUUAAAUUUGAUUUCUCGCACGGUUUGAAAAUAAAAAUGUUGGAGAAAAUAAUAUUAUUGUUCCAGGCCAUGUAGUUCAUAAACAGUAAUU
This is a messenger RNA of Carya illinoinensis, 1969 nucleotides long. Its product is annotated as aldehyde oxidase GLOX1-like. The record is from RefSeq and is a predicted model, not a curated record. The coding region runs from base 224 to 1852 and encodes 542 amino acids. The transcript has a single exon. NCBI's taxonomy places the organism in Eukaryota, Viridiplantae, Streptophyta, Magnoliopsida, Fagales, Juglandaceae.